Molecule: messenger RNA, 1913 nt
Organism: Selaginella moellendorffii
Lineage: Eukaryota; Viridiplantae; Streptophyta; Lycopodiopsida; Selaginellales; Selaginellaceae
Exons: 5
Coding region: 33-1259 (408 amino acids)
Source: RefSeq, a predicted model, not a curated record
CUUGCCCUAACCCUGGGGGCUCCUCCUCGGCGAUGGUCGCUAACGGCUGCAUGGCGCCGCACGAGGCGGUGGAGGAGGAGGUGGAGAGGCUGAAAAUGGAGAUCCGCGAGGUGAAGGCGCUCAUCUGGGAGGGGAGGAUGAAGCUCGCGGCCACAGCGGACGCGGAGGAGCGGCAGUUUCUGCGGGAGGAGCAGCGCUGGCUGUUCGACGAGACGAGGAAGAUCCGGGACGAGGUGAGGGUGCGGCUGGAAGCGCGCAACAUUGCGAUGCAGCACCAAAUGGCGGCCCGCUUUGCGGCCGAGCCCGGAUGUGCUGGUACGUCAAACACAAACUGUACGUCGUCGUCGUGGAAGAUGCCCGUGCUCCAGAGGCCCGACACUCCCGCUGCUGCUGCCUGGGUGUUCCCCGACUUUGUGCCCGGCUGUGGCUGGCCGCCUUUACUUCCCUGCUCGCAGGAGCAGCAUCAACAGCACCAGCACCAGCACCAUCAGCAGCAGCAGCAGCAGCAGAGAGAUCGGCAGCCGCAGAAGCGUGAGCCGGAGCAUGUGGACCUGUCGGGCUGGACGUCAUGCCUCAUUCAGCAGCAGCAGCAGCAGCAGCAGCCACAGCAGAGCCAGGAGCGUCCGAAACCCAGGCUGCCGCCGUUGCGGCCGAGGAAGGAUGGAGAGGCCAAGACUGAUCCCCUGGUGAUGCAGCCACCAAAGAGCAACGGCAGCAGCAGCAGCAGCAAGAGGAAAAGAGCUUCCAAUCCGGCAGCUGCAGCGUCGACAAUCAAGGAGGAGCAGGAUGCGGGUGGUCGAGAGGAGCGGGGGAAGCGGCCGCGCUGGAAGGACCACUGGGUGAUGCAGCUCAUCCAAGUCCGGGGUGGGAUGCAAGAGGAGUUUAGCAAGCCGCCCAAGCAGGGCGUGGAUCUGUGGAGGCAGGUCUACACAAAGCUGGUCGCGUCGUGCCCGGAUUUUGACAAGGAGCCCGAGGCGUGUAGGAAGAAGUGGAAGACGCUGGUGACCGACUACAAGGCUGCCUCCACCAACAAUUCUAACAACAACACUAACACCGCGAGUACCACCACCAACACCGGUGCCAGCAGCGGUGCCGGUGAGGUGAACGAGAGGCCGGACAAGUGCCGCUAUUACACCAUGAUGGACGAGUACAUAAGCGUCAAGGACAUCCAGACGAGCGUCAUUGGCAGUGCCGCAACCGUGGCCACCAUUGCCUGCCUGGACGAGGUGACGAGCGAGCUCGACUGUGUGGACACCUAGCGAACAUGCAACGCGGGUGACACUAUCCCGGACCCGGGGAAAGGAGAUAUCUAUCCCGGAGAGAGGGGAAGGAGACUUCUUUUCUUUUUUAUUUUUGCGCGAAGAUAAUAUGGAGGAAGUAGAGGUCGAGGGGGAGGAGGAGGAGGAAGAGGAGGUGGCUGUGGUGGAGGAAGAGGAUCGAGUGAAGCAAGCACGGGCGCGGGUGUUGCGUGAUCGGCUUCGCAUUGCUGUGAUUGGGGUCGCUGAAUCACAAGCUCGACAGAGUGGACUGACUGUUUCCCAGCCGGUGAUGACGGCCAUCUGCGACAUCACCCACAAGUUCACCGAACAGCUAGGCAAGGAGCUCCAACUGUUUGCGCAUCACGCCGGUCGAAAGUCGAUCAACAUGGACGAUGUUAUCCUGGCUGCGCGCAGGAAUGAGGAUGUGGCCACGGCGCUCAAGGCAGCGUCGCACGAGCUGCCCGACAAGAAGAGGAAAAAGGCGCAGGGGGAGCAACAAGACAACCAUUUUCUAGUGAUCGAUUAGUUCAUCUGGAGUGGAGGAUCAUCGGUGUUUAGGACUGGAUGACUAGCGGACACUUUUACUUGCAUUUGCCGCAACAACAAUAAUGCAAUUAGAGCGAUUGGGCCACGUCAACUCGGCCCGGCGUCAAA